AUGUGGAUUCCUGUUUAUAGUUUCGGGAUUGAAGAAGUUCUUUACUCUAAAGAUAAAUUUUAUGCUGUUGGUGCUUGGAAUAAACUUAUCUGUUUGGAUACUACUGCUCAAUCCAACUCAUAUGUAAAGAAGUUGAUUGAACAGUUUGCACCAUGCGAAGCGGAAUACAUCAAAAGAUAUAUCGUGGAUUUAAAUGAGAAAAAAUUAAUGUUGGUACAAAGAUAUAUGAUAAGGGAAGGUGGAAAAUUCGUCACACAAAAGUUCAAAAUAUUCGAACUGAGUUUCGACAAGUGUGAUGCGGCUCUCUUUGUGGGCAAUAUGAAUACAAUAUCUGUUCUGGCCUCAAGUUCUUCAAGAAGUCAAGCGGAUUGCAUAUACUUCAAUCAAGAUAAUGAUUAUCUGACAGAUUACGACGUCAGGUUUUUAACGAUCUCUAAUGAUGAUUUUGGUGUGUAUAACAUGAAGACCAAGAGCAUUUCAAAGCCUUUCUCUGGAGAUGCUAUGACCUUUUUAGUGGAGAAGACCGAACUACCUCCAGUAUGGGUUGUGCCAACGUUUCAACUGUGA
Messenger RNA from Rosa rugosa (rugosa rose), 567 nucleotides. RefSeq lists its product as uncharacterized. Lineage: Eukaryota; Viridiplantae; Streptophyta; Magnoliopsida; Rosales; Rosaceae. The coding region runs from base 1 to 567 and encodes 188 amino acids. The record is from RefSeq and is a predicted model, not a curated record. The transcript has a single exon.